AUGCAGAAUUUACAAACACAAAACUUGCUAUUGACACGACGAAUUCGCGGUCGACAAAAUCGUUAUCGAAGAAGAGCACCAUAUUAUUGGACUCUUCCUCGUCCAGUCGAAUCGUGGUUCGAGAUCCAUUACACUGAUCGGACAAUACCAGGGGACUUCUUUCGAAGGCUUUUACGAAUGAACAGAGAAAGCUUCGAUUUGUUGCUCAUCGUAAUUCGCAACCGGCUGACAAGACAGAAUACACUACUGCGAAAUUGUCUCACUCCGGAAAAGGUUCUUGCUUGUGGUUUGCUUCGACUUGCACAUGGAAAUUCGUACCAAACAAUAGGACCUGCGCUAAACGUCGGUAGAACUACAGCAAUAGAGGCUUGUCAAAUCCCCAACAACGGUGGCUGAGACAAUGAGGUGUAUAGAGACAUUUACAGACAAAUCACGACUUCCAAACAUUGUUGGAGCCAUAGAUGGGACCCAUAUCGAAAUAAUUUCAAUUCUCCCAGAGACAGUGCUGCUGAUUAUUUUAGUCGAAAUCAGCAACGUGAUUUUAUAAUUCAAGCCGUUUCUGACGGUAAGGGAUUAUUUCUUGACUUUGCCGCAGGUUAUCCAGGAAGUCUUCACGACGCUAGGGUAUAUCGAAACAGCUCCCUUUAUCAAAGAGCAAGCAACGAAGAUAUACUCAAAGAACCGGUUGAAAGAAUCAGUAUUACAGAUAUUCGCCCUUACCUGGUAGGAGACAGCGCAUACCCUAUUUCCCCAUGGCUUAUGAAGCCUUAUCCUGAAGCCACGCGUGACCCUGGCGAGAUAACCUUUAACAAGGAACUGUCAUCUGCAGGAGUAGCCAUCGAGUGCGCUUUUGGCCGUCUCAAAAGUCGUUGGCGAAUUCUACAAAAGCGGUUGGAUAGCAGAAUAACUUUCUCGGUGAAGAUUUCCAUUGCUUGUGCAGUGCUG
Porites lobata is the source of this 945-nucleotide messenger RNA. NCBI's taxonomy places the organism in Eukaryota, Metazoa, Cnidaria, Anthozoa, Scleractinia, Poritidae. The record is from the annotation of a GenBank genome assembly.